AUGAAUGUUUUCAAUCCUCGCAUUCUUGAUGCCAGCAUCCGCGAUGUGACGGGGUGUCUGUCUGACGUUCAAAAGGCUGAUGUCCUUCUCCACGCUUUGCAGCAUUUGCCGUCCGAAGGGUCCCGAAUUGUCAUGGAGAAUGCUAUUCAGUCCUUUCUCCAAGUCUCAGGUGUUCCACCGGCAGAUGUCGCAAGAGCUCUUUUAUUACGUGCCAAAACCCGUUUAGCAGCUGGGUACCGAACUUCUGCACAACAAGAUUUGUUGUCCGUGUUAGGUUCAGAUCCCGCAAAUCAAGACGUCAAAGCCAUAAUACAAUCUGAGCAUUUGCGACAAGAAAUGCUUAUCAGGGAACCUGACGGUCCACCUCGUUUUUCUGCCGAAGUUUGGAGAGAAAUUGCUCUGUGUCUUCCCAAACGUGAUCUCAAGUCUCUUUUAUUGGUCCCACAUGCACUCUCUCGCAUCGCAAGUCAGCUUAUCUUCCGCGAGAUCGAUCUUCAUUUCACAGCAUCGCCGGACCCCCCGAGAGCCGAGAACAGAUACAGGGCUGUCAAUGGCAACCAGGAAGAACAGGAACUCGACGCCUGGCACUACCAGCGAAGUGCAGAUAUUCUUACCCGCAUUCUUGUCGAUCCCGUCUUUGCCUCGCAGGUCAGAAGCUUAAGCGUAUAUGCUGGUGUUUCAGACGCGUCACAUACAUUGGCGUUUCAGACUGGAAUGUUAAUUAACUCUUUGCCUAAGCUCUGCAACCUUCGCAGUGCGCAUUGUUCAGGCAACAGUGGAUUAAUCAAUCGCAUGCUUGAAACAUUGUGUGCCUCAAACCAUCGUCUUUACAGCCUGUCCAUCAAUCUUGUAGAUCGUUCGGGGGACAUUGAUAUCCCACCAUUCAAGCACAUUACACAUUUCUCCAUCACAGCUGAAGGAGGGAACAGCACAUCUACCCAUGACUUUAUAUCACAGAGUCAUGACAACCUACGCUCGCUGUCCAUCAAGAACGCAAACUGGAAAUUUCCAACGGAUGCCAUUUCCGUUCGUCACUUGACGAUCAUCGAGUUUGAGGGCUGUUUUUCCGUAGACAGCCAGGUCUUCUCGGAGAUCUUGUCCACCGGCCACCAACUGGAGUCACUAACAUUGUCAGGUAUUCUGGAAUGCACUCCAUCAGCAACGUUCCGCCUGCAUAGGUCCUCGCUUCCGUUUCUGACGCAUUUUGCUCUCAAUAUUAUCAGUCUGCAUCGGCAUGUCACAGACAGGGACCUCGUGCCUGCUAUCUCGGAAUUCUUGAGAGAUCGCAAGCAUCUUCAUUCCUUCCACCUCAUCGUGCCUAGCGGAGACCAUCGUCGCAUUGGUUUUGACGCGUCUGCUUGGGGCGUACUACCUUCUCUAACGAACCUCCGCAGUCUCUAUAUCACUUAUCCUAGAGAUCUUUCCCCUUCACUGGCAGGGUGGCUUAUUCCGCGGAGUGUUCGUGCGCUCACCAUGGAUAUUAUGGUACCGCCUGCAGAAGACCUUCUCCUUUUCAUAAACCAAUUGCGUCCCGGAGUCCCUCCCCUUCUCACGUUCAUUGGCAUGACAAACUUUCCGAUACGUUCCGUCAUCAACGUGAUCGACCAGGGCUUUUCCAAUGUGCGGCUUGUGCGUAUCGACGACAAUGUCUGGAGUGUUAUCCGCCUAGAUGAUGGGUCGAUAGAGAUGAUGGAGCAAUGGCCAUAUCGAAGGAUAAAGUACCACUCGGCAGCGUGGUUGGAGUGCCUCGAGUGCGAAGAUGCAAUAAGGCAUCUGAUAUGGUAA
Suillus discolor is the source of this 1785-nucleotide messenger RNA. RefSeq lists its product as uncharacterized. Bases 1 to 1785 code for a protein of 594 amino acids. Lineage: Eukaryota; Fungi; Basidiomycota; Agaricomycetes; Boletales; Suillaceae. The record is from RefSeq and is a predicted model, not a curated record. The transcript is spliced from 7 exons.